ACGUGUUCGUCUCCCAAAAUUGAUCGCAUAGGUUUGCAUACGAUCUACACGUCUCUGUGCACAGUGUGUGUAGAGAUUUUCAUCAAAAUGGCUAGUUUGAAAAGAAAAUCGCUGGAUCCGAAGCAGAAAGGUGGUGAUGUUGUUAAGGCAGAGGAUGACCUUUUUGUCGAUGCUCCAAUGGACGAUGACAGUGACGACAGUGACUCAGAAGAUUACAGCGAGGAAGAUGAAGAGCUGGAAGCGGAGAUGACAGACAGCGAAGACGAGGAAGAAGAUGACAUUGACAACAGUGACAAUGAUGAUGACGAAGAUGUCUCGGAGUCUGAGGCAGUAGAAGAAAAGGAAGAUCUCAAAGAAGAUCUCAAAGAAGAGGCAGAUGGAGAUGAUGAAGAAGAUGAUGAAAUCGAACGCAAGAUUAAAGAGAGCAAGUCUCCAGCUCCAAGGAGGGGUAAACUGAGCAGAUUCGCUCAGCAGUUGAGACGGAAACAGCUCAAGCUGAAACCUGCGACAACUUUGGACAACAAGACACAAUCUGCACCAAAUGAUAAUGAAGUUACUGAAGAGAGCGUAAUCAGCACAAUAAGCAAAGUGGUGGAUGAGUACGAGUUUGACUCUUCAGAUGAAGAGGACAUCCGUAACACAGUGGGUAACAUACCAAUGGAGUGGUAUGACGACUACCCUCACAUUGGCUAUGACGUUACCGGCAAGAAAAUUAUGAGACCCCCAAAGAGAGAUGAACUGGAGGAAUUCUUGGAGAAAAUGGACAACCCAGACUACUGGCGCACAGUGUACGACAAAAUGACCGGCAAGGACAUCGUCCUUAAAGACGAAGAUGUGGCUUUAAUACAGCGCAUCCAAGAUGGUCGCUACCCAGAGACGACCUUUGACCCUUACGAGCCGUACGUUGACUUCUUCACUCACGAGAAAAUGAUCCAUCCCGUAACACGGCGUCCGGAGCACAAGCGCAGCUUCAUUCCGUCACUUCUUGAGAAAGAGAAGGUCAGUAAAAUGCUGCAUGCUUUUCGCAUGGGGUGGUUGAAGCCACGCAAGGAGAAGAGGGAAACUGACGGGAUGCCCAAAUUCUACGACAUCUGGAGUAACGAGGCCCACGCAGAGAUGACCAAGCGUCAUCACUCCCACAUUGCUGCCCCUAAGGAGAAGCUUCCAGGUCAUGAGGAAUCUUACAGACCGCCACCGGAGUAUCUGCCGACGGAAGAAGAGAUCAAAGAGUGGAAGGAGGCUCACCCCGAGGAUCGUAAGAUGGACUUCCUGCCUCAGAGCAUCGAAUGCUUCCGCAAGCUACCAGCCUACAGGGAUUUUGUACGGGAGCGGUUUGAACGAUGCUUGGAUCUAUACCUGUGCCCAAGACAACGGCGCAUGAGAGUCCAUGUUGAGCCAGAGGACCUCCUUCCUAAGUUGCCCAAACCUAAAGACCUUCAGCCGUUCCCGACUGCCCAGGCAGUAGUCUACCAGGGUCAUGGUAGCUACGUUCGUACUAUCAGUGUAGACCCUACAGGGCAGUGGUUUGCUUCAGGGUCAGACGAUAAAACGGUACGAUUCUGGGAGGUUUCGUCUGGUCGCUGCAUGAAGAAAAUCGACGUGGAAGGUACCGUCAAGUGCGUCGCUUGGUGCCCGAACCCGGCCAUCUGCCUCGUCGCUGUCUCGGUGGACAACAAGGUCCAUCUGGUCAACCCAGAGCUUGGUGACAAGCUGGUGGCGUCGGACACGGAUCGCCUGAUAGAGGCUUACGAGGAGCCGGAAGAGGUCAAGACGUCGGCGUUGGUCGAGUGGACCGUACCGUCAGAGGAGGAGAAAGAGAAGGGAUUCAGGUUGUGUCUUACACACUUCAAGGCAACCAAGCAGGUUGUUUGGCAUGGCAAGGGAGAUUACUUUGGCACAGUGGUACCGGAUGGCGGUCACUCGUCAGUCCUCAUCCAUCAACUAUCCAAGAGAAGAUCACAGACACCCUUCAAGAAAAGCAAGGGUCUCAUACAGUGCAUUGCCUUCCAUCCAACGAGGCCGUACUUCUUUGUUGCUACUCAGCGUUACGUACGUGUGUACAACCUUCUCAAGCAGGAACUCACCAAGAAGUUACUGACGAAUGCAAAAUGGAUAUCAAGUAUUGCAAUCCACCCCGGAGGUGACAAUGUACUUGUUAGUAGCUACGACUGCAAGCUGAGCUGGUUCGAUAUGGAUUUGUCGGUCAGACCUUAUAAGACAUUACGUAAUCACAGACAGGCUAUCCGCCAUGUUUGUUACCAUCGUCGCUACCCGCUGUUCGCCUCAUCUGGAGAUGAUGGAUUGGUCAUCGUCUGUCAUGGUCAGGUCUACAAUGACCUCCUCCAGAACGCCCAGAUUGUACCGGUCAAGAUUCUGCGUGGUCAUCAGGUGACCAACAGCCUCGGGGUCUUGGCCUGUGAGUUCCAUCCUACACAGCCAUGGCUAUUCUCGAGCGGUGCGGACAGCACAAUACGACUCUAUACAUAAAGUGCUUGUUUUUCCCAUCUUCAAGACAAAAAGCUUACUUUAUUUCAGUGAGAUGUUUCACUUCUUGUCAAAGAAAACAAAAAUGUCAUAAGAAGAUACCGAAACCGUUCCAUUUCUUAAGUGCAAACAGCACAAUACGACUCUAUACAUAAAUGGCUUAUUUAAAGGUUACUUUAUUUCAGAUCAGGGGUCGAUUUCUUAAAGAGUUAGGACUGUGCCUAGGAGAUAUUUAAAACUUGAGGGUAGUCCUAACUCAA
Molecule: messenger RNA, 2744 nt
Organism: Asterias rubens (European starfish)
Lineage: Eukaryota; Metazoa; Echinodermata; Asteroidea; Forcipulatida; Asteriidae
Product: ribosome biogenesis protein bop1-like
Exons: 13
Coding region: 88-2487 (799 amino acids)
Biological process (GO): maturation of LSU-rRNA from tricistronic rRNA transcript (SSU-rRNA, 5.8S rRNA, LSU-rRNA); ribosome biogenesis
Cellular component (GO): preribosome, large subunit precursor; PeBoW complex
Molecular function (GO): ribonucleoprotein complex binding; protein binding
Source: RefSeq, a predicted model, not a curated record